Molecule: messenger RNA, 1860 nt
Organism: Drosophila biarmipes
Lineage: Eukaryota; Metazoa; Arthropoda; Insecta; Diptera; Drosophilidae
Product: zinc finger and SCAN domain-containing protein 2
Exons: 2
Coding region: 87-1412 (441 amino acids)
Source: RefSeq, a predicted model, not a curated record
UUUGUUUACAUAUUUUAUUUUGAUUUUGUUCAAUAUAAAAUUUCACUUGCACUCUUGGGAUGAAUUGAGAGCAGCCGGCGCGCACAAUGCUGAGACAUUGCCUCGUCAACGUGGACUAUGUGCGUCUGCACGCCCAGCAGCAGUUGCGACCGAAGUGCGGCGAGAUCUUCUACGAACAGGAGGCGAACAGCUUCCAACUGAUUUGCCUGCUCUGCGAGAUGAAGCACUUUGGCUUCGAGGACUUCGCCCGCCACAUCCGGAACGUGCACUUCGACAAGCAGGGCCGGCCCCUGACCCAAACGGUCACGGGACUGGGAGCGUCCAGACCAGGUGCGGAUCAGGAGCUAAAGGCGACCGCUGCAGCCAGUUUGCUGGUGGACAGCCUGAAGGAGGAGCUCCUGUCCACCGAGGAUGCCCUGGAGGCGGAGGACACGGAACAGGAGCUGGACCAGGAAGAGGACAACCCUCUGCGCAUCAUGUCGCUUGAGGGUAAACAGUCCGAGGACGAGGCGACCAUGGAUACGAUGUGGCAGCCGGAUCGCGGCAGUUCCCCCGAUUCCUCCGACAACGAGGGCUGCGAUCUGCAGGUGAUGAGGGGUGUGGAUGAUGGCAAGGACGAACAACCGGAUGAGGAGGAGGACCAGCAGUCUGUUUUUAAGAAGCAGCGCCAGCCCAAGGGCUACAACUGUCCGCACUGCGAUCGGAAGUACACGACCCAGAAAUACCUGAACACGCACCUGAAGAUGAGCCACCCGCAUCCGCAGGCCUUUAAGUGCGACGACUGCGAGGCCACCUUCGAUGUGGACCGGGCGUUGGCCCAGCACCGUCGCAAGGAGCACACGGAGUUCGCCUGCCAGCUGUGCGACAAGGUGUUCAAGAGCUCGCGCUCCCUGCUCCGCCAUGUGCAGGGACAUUCCGGCGCCCGGACAUUCAAAUGCGAGCACGAGAACUGCGGCAAGUCGUUUGUCAACCAGCACAACCUCACCUCGCAUCGGCGUGUCCACAGUGAGGAGCGGAACUACGUGUGCGAGCUGUGCGGCUAUAGAUCCCGCUACCGGGAGGCGUUGAUCGUCCACCGGCGCACGCAUACGGGGGAGAAGCCCUUCCAGUGCCAGACCUGUGCCCGCCGCUUCGCCUCCAAGUCGCUGCUCAACGAACACCAGGCCAUGCACUCCACCGAGAAGCCCUACAAGUGCGACAAGUGCGAUUCGGCCUUCUCCCGCCCGAAGGCGCUGUACCAUCACAAGCACCUGCACUUGGGUAUCAAGAAGUUCAAGUGCAAGAUUUGCGGGAAUGCCUAUGCCCAGGCGGCAGGCCUGUCCGCCCACAUGCGGGCGCAUAAGCUCCAGGCGGCGACCAAUGCAACGGAGGACGUGGAGGCGGGCCCCAUCGAAGUGAUGUUCACCUACUGACCUGAAUGAGGGGAUCCUCUGCCUCUCGAAAUCGCAUUCUAUAUCCCCUAUAGUUUUCUCAUUAUAUCCAUGACACAUACAUCACGUAUUACGUCCACUUCUCUAGGUUUGAAGGUUUACAAAAGUAUAAAAACUUGUAGUUCAAGACACUAUCGUUCCAAUUUUUGAGAAGCCAAUCCUUUAAUUUAAAGAUAUUACUAGCUGUACCUUAAGAAACCCUUUAAAAAGAGGAAAUCUCUCCGUUUAUGUUUAAAAAGUAUUAGUUUCUACAUAUCAAUAGGGACAAUUUGUACAUACUGUUAAACCUGUUCAGCAUUAGGCUAGUCUUAAGCAACGAGUAUUCUUCCGCGUGUAUUAAACCUUAGAGAAACCACUUCGCACAGAACCCGGUACAAUACAAAUCCUGAAAAACGCUACACAAAAUGGUUUUCUCUUCAAAAAAACGAGU